UGGGUUUCAUCUCUCUGUAGAAACAAUUGAAAUCUGGAGGCAUUUAAACGUGCCAACUCAGUGAGUCAAGUCAGUUUGGAGAGAGCGGUGAUGAAUGACGGUGGUGUUUACUGAGCUGGACCUGGGCCCUAACCUGAAGAGACAGAGUGAGAGCAGAGAGAUAUACAAACUGAAGGAGAGGGUGAGGGAGCGAGAGAGAGAUAAGCAGAGCGAGCAAGAGCAGUAGGAAAGAAAGAGAAAGAGAGCGUGCUUACUUUGUACAGAGCCGCGUGACAGGUGAGAGAUCAUACCGUGCUGCUCGCGCUGGGGUUCAUAAAGUGAGAGGGGGGCGAGGAGUUGUUCGUCGUGCGUGUUUUGGAGUCCUUAUUCCCGGUCGCUUGAUUUCAGUUUGCAGAUGCCGACAGAUGUGCCCGAAGACAGGCUCAACAUCGAGGAGACGACGGCCAAGUGUGACAGUAUGACUCUGUCCAGCACCCCGACUGUUCGUAGAGGAAGCACUCCUCUGCCUAUAAAGCAUCAGUUGAGAAGAGAAGAAGCCGUCCACGAUGACGCCGAUUGGACAUCAGGUGCAGCUGGACCAUCUGCUUCCCCAAUCAGCUUCAGCCUAGCUUUGGAUGACACUCCGACCGUAUCUGUGGAGGGCAGACCUGAUGGGCCUUUAAGGAUCGCCCUGCUGGGGCAGAACGGGGUGGGGAAGUCCUCUCUGUCUGUGGCCCUCUCUGGGGACAUGGACAGGACUGCGUCUGUGGACUGUGAAGGGGAGGGUUACGUGCGCACAGUCACUGUGGAUGAGGAGGAGAGCACCAUUAUUAUCUAUGACAACUGGAGACAGGACCUGUCGGCUCUACAGUGUGAGGUGUGUGUCCUGGUGUUUUCAGUGACUGACAGGCGUAGUUUCCACCGCACUGCUCAACUCCGACUUCUCCUGAGAGAGACACAGCCCCAAACCCCCAUCAUCCUCGUUGGUAAUAAAAGUGACCUCGUUCGCACACGUGAGGUACCCUCUCAAGAGGCCAUGUCCAGCGCCGCCCUCUUCAACUGUCUGUAUCUGGAGAUCUCUGCCUCUCUGGACCAUCGUACCCCGGAGCUCCUGGAGUGUGCGGUGAGGCUCGCCAGGGGCCAGUCUCCGUGGCCCCCCGGGACCACUGCGGAGGACAUGAUCGGCGAUGGCCAGCGUGAGAGCAUCACCUCCCGUGCCAAACGUUUCCUGUCCAGCCUGGUGCCCCGGUACCCACGAGAGCGAGACGUGGGCAAGUUCCUGAGACAGAAGUCCCGCUCGUGCCAUGACCUGGGGGCGCUGUGAUCGGGCGCCACAGGGAGUCAUAUUGUUAGAUUAGUUACAGAGGUAGCUGAAGGUGAUAAGUAAAGCAGAAGCUGUGUGAAAGUGCCCGAGUGAUGGCAGGACAAUGUUAUGAGUGAAAAUCGUGAGCAUCCAGAGGAAAAGAGGGAGAAAACAAUAAUGUUAGUGAUGAUGUUUAGCCGUAGGACAAUUAACACAUUUUGUACUCAAGACUAAGCAGCAUAGAGAAGAAGAUAACAUACUGUGGUAGAACACAUGUAAAUAAACUAUAGUAGUGAUACUUAAUGCCCACCUCAUAGCUUUGAGAGCGAAAUAAAUUGAUUUUCUGAGUCUUGAGAAAGUCGCUGCAUGGGUUCCGUUAUUAUAAUGGUCACAUAUUUAUUAUUAUGACAAUGAAGCAUUAAUCUCAUUUAACAACCGCUUAAACCCAGGUUAUGACCACACACUCAGAACUCAUUAGUGGGUGAGACUUUUCUGGUGAGUCAUGUUGUGUUGAUUUACACUGAGCUAUUGUGGUCUCCAUGGGGAUGGUAAGCAGUAAAAUAAUCAAAUGCCAGCGAAGAGAGAGAAAGGGAAUUAAACAGAUUUAAACUGGACUCACAGAGCUCAGCGUGGCAAUAAGAGAAGCAGCAAAAGAGAAAAACAGAUUAUUGUAUAUAGUGAUUGUUGCCAUGUUACGGUUGUCAAGGAGACAUUGAAUCACUGAGACAUACACAUUAUGUCCAUUUCAGCUCUUUUUCUUUCUCUCUAAUCCUUACACUGCAUAUAGACUGACAGAUAUGAAGGCUGAUUCCCAUGCAGUACAUUUUUAUUUUUAAACACAAAAUUCAACUCCAAAUUAAAAUGCAGAGGAUUUUGGUCAGAUAUCAGCUUCCCUACGAUCAUCUGUAUCUCACUCUACCCUCAGCACUUCCAUCCUCCCACUUACACCCACACGUGAACAAAGACUUAGCACACCAUAGGUCGUUAUACCCAUCAUUUGUUAUCAAAAGGCAGAGCUGUGCUAUAAUAGAAGUAAAAAAUAAAAUGGUGGCAUGAUA
Eleginops maclovinus (Patagonian blennie) is the source of this 2340-nucleotide messenger RNA. Its product is annotated as GTP-binding protein REM 2-like. Gene Ontology annotation, molecular function: GTPase activity; calcium channel regulator activity; GTP binding. Lineage: Eukaryota; Metazoa; Chordata; Actinopteri; Perciformes; Eleginopidae. The transcript is spliced from 5 exons. Gene Ontology annotation, cellular component: plasma membrane. The coding region runs from base 395 to 1303 and encodes 302 amino acids. The record is from RefSeq and is a predicted model, not a curated record.